AAAGGGAGGCAUCCGAUGAAAUCCGUCUUUUCGGGUCGCUCCCGGAGCCGAGAUGCCGUUUUGAGAUCUCACCACUUUCGUUCUGAGGGAUUCCGAGCCAGCCCUCGACAUCUUAGAAGGAGGGCCGCGGCGGCGGCGGCGGCGGCGGCUGCCCGCCUGGAGGAGGUCAAGCCCGUGGUGGAAGUUCACGCCCAGAGCGAGCCAGAAGCCGCAGCGAGGAAACGAAGAAUCAAGAAAACCAGCCGCGUCCCGCCGGAGUUUUAUCACUCUGUUCAAGGCGCUUCGACCCGAAGGCCCAGUUCCGGGAACGCAUCCUAUCGCUGCUCGAUGUCUUCCUCUGCGGAUUUUUCCGAUGAGGAGGAUUUCAGCCAGAAAUCUGGCUCGGCAUCUCCAGCUCCGGGAGACACCUUACCCUGGAAUUUGCCUAAACAUGAGAGGUCAAAGAGAAAGAUUCAAGGGGGCUCAGUGCUGGACCCAGCCGAGAGGGCAGUGCUCAGGAUAGCAGAUGAACGGGACAAAGUUCAGAAGAAAACGUUUACAAAAUGGAUAAAUCAGCAUCUCAUGAAGGUUCGAAAACAUGUGAACGACCUGUACGAAGACUUACGGGAUGGACACAAUUUGAUCUCUCUUUUAGAGGUUCUUUCAGGAGAUACCUUGCCCAGAGAGAAGGGCCGGAUGCGGUUUCACAGGCUGCAGAAUGUACAGAUUGCACUUGACUAUCUGAAAAGACGCCAGGUGAAAUUAGUGAAUAUUAGAAAUGAUGACAUAACAGAUGGAAAUCCCAAGUUGACAUUGGGACUGAUAUGGACAAUAAUUUUGCACUUUCAGAUAUCUGAUAUCCAUGUUACUGGAGAGUCCGAGGACAUGUCUGCAAAAGAGAGAUUGCUCCUGUGGACACAGCAGGCAACAGAGGGUUAUGCUGGGAUGCGGUGUGAAAAUUUCACGACCUGCUGGAGAGAUGGAAAACUAUUUAAUGCCAUCAUUCAUAAAUACAGGCCGGACCUGAUAGACAUGAGCACGGUCGCUGUUCAGAGCAACCUGGCAAACUUAGAGCAUGCUUUUUAUGUAGCGGAAAAAAUUGGGGUUAUAAGACUUCUGGAUCCUGAGGAUGUUGAUGUCUCCUCACCUGAUGAGAAGUCAGUAAUAACUUACGUGUCAUCUCUCUAUGAUGCAUUUCCCAAAGUCCCUGAGGGUGGCGAAGGCAUCAGUGCUAAUGAUGUUGAAGUCAAAUGGAUCGAGUACCAGAAUAUGGUGAACUACCUCAUCCAGUGGAUUAGACACCACGUGGCCACUAUGUCUGACAGAACAUUUCCUAAUAACCCUGUGGAAUUAAAGGCACUUUAUAAUCAGUAUUUACAGUUUAAAGAAACAGAAAUUCCACCAAAGGAAAUGGAAAAAUCAAAAAUUAAACGCUUAUAUAAACUGUUAGAGAUUUGGAUAGAAUUUGGACGCAUCAAACUCCUGCAAGGUUAUCAUCCAAAUGACAUAGAAAAAGAGUGGGGGAAACUCAUCAUCGCCAUGCUUGAGAGGGAGAAAGCACUGCGCCCAGAAGUGGAAAGGUUGGAAAUGUUACAGCAGAUUGCCCAGCGAGUUCAGAGGGACAGUGUUAUCUGUGAGGACAAAUUGAUACUCGCCCGGAACGCCCUCCAGUCUGAUUCUAAAAGAUUGGAAUCAGGGCUGCAGUUCCAGAAUGAAGCAGAAAUUGCCGGAUAUAUACUUGAAUGUGAGAACCUUUUACGCCAGCAUGUAAUUGAUGUGCAGAUUCUUAUAGAUGGAAAAUAUUACCAGGCAGAUCAGUUAGUACAGAGGGUAGCAAAGCUCCGAGAUGAAAUUAUGGCCUUAAGGAAUGAAUGUUCUUCUGUGUAUAGUAAAGGGCGCCUGCUGACGACGGAACAGACAAAGCUCAUGAUAUCAGGAAUCACUCAAAGUUUAAACUCAGGAUUUGCACAGACCUUAAAUCCCUGCCUGAACUCGGGUCUGACCCAGAGUUUAACACCUUCCCUGACUUCUUCCAGCAUGACCUCAGGCCUGUCCUCAGGCCUGACUUCCCGCCUGACUCCAUCGGUUACUCCAGCUUACACACCUGGUUUCCCAUCAGGGUUAGGCCCAAAUUUCAACUCAGGAGUAGAAACAAAUUCAUUGCAAACUCUCAAGUUGAUGCAGAUCCGAAAACCCCUUCUAAAGUCGUCUUUGCUGGAUCAGAAUUUAACAGAAGAGGAAGUAAACAUGAAAUUUGUUCAGGAUCUUUUGAAUUGGGUGGAUGAGAUGCAGGUGCAGCUGGACCGUACUGAAUGGGGAUCAGAUUUGCCAAGUGUUGAAAGCCAUUUAGAAAACCAUAAAAAUGUUCACAGAGCUAUUGAGGAAUUUGAAUCUAGCCUUAAGGAAGCUAAACUCAGUGAGAUCCAAAUGACGGCACCUCUUAAAUUAACUUAUGCAGAGAAGUUGCACAGACUAGAGAGUCAGUAUGCAAAACUCCUGAAUACAUCCAGAAACCAAGAACGACACCUUGAUACACUCCAUAAUUUUGUAACUCGAGCAACCAAUGAACUUAUUUGGUUGAAUGAAAAGGAAGAGGAAGAAGUUGCCUAUGAUUGGAGUGAAAGAAAUACCAACAUACCUCGGAAGAAAGAUUACCAUGCUGAAUUAAUGAGAGAACUUGAUCAAAAGGAAGAAAAUAUUAAAUCCGUUCAGGACAUAGCAGAGCAGUUACUUCUGGAAAACCACCCAGCACGAUUAACUAUUGAGGCCUACCGAGCAGCCAUGCAGACGCAGUGGAGCUGGAUCUUACAGCUCUGCCAGUGCGUGGAGCGGCACACCAAGGACAACACUGCGUAUUUCGAGUUUUUCAGUGAUGCCAAAGAAGCUACCGAUUACUUACGAAAUCUAAAGGAUGCCAUUCAGCGCAAGUACAGUUGUGAUCGAUCAAGCAGCAUUCACAAACUCGAAGACCUUGUUCAGGAAUCAAUGGAAGAGAAAGAAGAACUUUUGCAGUAUAAAAGCACAGUAGCCAGCCUGAUGGGGAGAGCCAAAACAGUAGUUCAGCUGAAGCCACGGAAUCCUGACUGUUCGCUCAAGACUUCUAUUCCGAUUAAAGCUAUCUGUGACUACCGACAAAUCGAGAUAACUAUUUUCAAAGAUGAUGAAUGUGUAUUGGCAAACAACUCUCAUCGCGCAAAAUGGAAGGUCAUUAGUCCGACUGGGAAUGAAGCUAUGGUGCCCUCUGUGUGCUUCACAGUUCCUCCACCGAACAAAGAAGCAGUUGACUUUGCAAACAGGAUUGAGCAGCAGUAUCAAAAUGUCCUGGCCCUCUGGCACGAGUCUCACAUAAACAUGAAGAGUGUAGUAUCCUGGCACUAUCUUGUCAGUGAAAUCGAUAGAAUUCGAGCUAGCAACGUGGCUUCAAUAAAGACAAUGUUACCCGGUGAACAUCAGCAAGUUCUGAGCAAUCUACAAUCUCAUUUUGAAGAUUUCUUGGAAGAUAGCCAGGAAUCUCAAGUAUUUUCAGGCUCAGAUAUAACCCAAUUGGAGAAGGAAGUUAAUGUCUGUAAGCAGUACUAUCAAGAACUUCUGAAAUCUGCAGAAAGAGAGGAGCAAGAGGAAUCAGUUUACAAUCUCUACAUCUCUGAAGUUCGAAACAUUAGACUUAGAUUAGAGACCUGUGAAGAUCGUUUAAUCAGACAGAUCCGAACUCCAUUGGAAAGAGAUGAUUUGCCUGAAAGUGUAUUCAGAAUUACAGAGCAGGAGAAACUAAAGAAAGAGCUGGAGCGACUUAAAGAUGAUUUGGGAACAAUCACAAAUAAAUGUGAAGAGUUUUUCAGCCAAGCAUCAACUUCUCCAUCAGUUCCGACCUUACGAUCUGAGCUCAGCGUGGUUGUUCAGAACAUGAACCAAGUCUAUUCCAUGUCUUCCACUUAUGUAGAAAAGUUGAAAACUGUUAAUUUGGUGUUGAAAAACACUCAAGCUGCAGAAGCCCUUGUAAAGCUCUAUGAAGCUAAAUUAUGUGAAGAAGAAGCAGUUAUAGCUGACAAGAAUAAUAUUGAAAAUCUCAUAAGUACUUUAAAGCAAUGGAGGUCUGAGGUAGAUGAAAAAAGGGAGGUGUUCCAUGCCUUAGAGGACGAGUUGCAGAAAGCUAAAGCCAUCAGUGAUGAAAUGUUUAAAACGUACAAAGAACGAGACCUUGAUUUUGACUGGCAUAAAGAAAAAGCAGAUCAAUUAGUGGAAAGAUGGCAAAAUGUUCAUGUUCAAAUUGACAACAGGUUAAGAGACUUAGAAGGCAUUGCCAAAUCUUUGAAGUACUACAGAGAUACCUAUCACCCUUUAGAUGAUUGGAUCCAGCAAGUUGAAACUACUCAGAGAAAGAUCCAGGAGAAUCAACCUGAAAAUAGUAAAACCCUUGCCACACAGCUGAAUCAGCAGAAGAUGCUGGUGUCUGAAAUAGAAAUGAAACAGAACAAAAUGGAUGAAUGUCAAAAAUAUGCAGAACAAUACUCGACUACAGUAAAGGACUAUGAAUUGCAAACAAUGACUUAUCGAGCCAUGGUCGAUUCACAACAAAAAUCUCCAGUGAAGCGCCGAAGAAUGCCGAGCUCAGCAGAUCUCAUUAUUCAAGAGUUCAUGGACCUUAGGACCCGCUAUACUGCUCUGGUCACUCUCAUGACACAAUAUAUUAAAUUUGCUGGUGAUUCAUUAAAGAGGUUGGAGGAAGAAGAGAAGUCACUGGAUGAGGAAAAGAAAGAGCAUGUUGGAAAAGCCAGAGAACUGCAGAAUUGGGUAUCAAAUAUCAGCAAGCCUUUGAGAGAUGGAGAGAAGGCUGAGAAAUCUCUCUUCUCUAAGCAAAAGAUUACCAGUGAAGAAAUCACAAUAAAGAAGGAACAGUUAUCAGAAGCACUUCAAGCCUUGCAGCUGUUUCUGGCUAAACACGGUGACAGAAUGACAGAUGAAGAAAGAAAUGAACUGGAAAACCAAAUGACAGCUCUUCAAGAAGGCUAUAAUUUAUUAUUUAGUGGCUCUCUGAAACAACUACAAGAAGCCAAGACCUCAGGGGAGGAAAAGGGAGAUGAGCAGCUGGAUAAAGUGAUUGCAGGUACCAUUGAUCAGACAACCGGAGAAGUCCUUUCGGUCUUUCAGGCAGUUUUAAGAGGCCUCAUUGAUUACGAAACAGGACUCAGGUUGCUUGAGACGCAGCUAAUGAUUUCUGGUCUAAUAUCGCCAGAAUUAAGAAAGUGCUUUGACCUCAAAGAUGCCAAAAAUCAUGGCCUGAUUGAUGAACAAAUUCUGUGCCAACUCCAAGAACUAAGUAAAGCUAAGGAGCUCAUUGCUGCUGCGUCCUCUAGCACAAUUCCACUGCUGGACGCUCUGGCUCAAGGUGUGCUAUCUGAGACCAUGGCCAUCCGAGUGCUUGAGAUCCUGCUUUCCACGGGCUUCCUGGUGAUUCCAGCCACGGGAGAACAGUUGACCCUACAGAAGGCUUUCCACCAGAACCUGAUUUCCUCGGCAUUGUAUUCUAGGGUUCUGGAAAGGCAAACCAUGUGCAAAGCUCUGAUUGACCCCUGCACUUCGGAGAAGGUGUCUCUAAGGGAUAUGGUUCAAAGAAGUGUCCUCCAGGAAAACACGGGGAUGCGGCUUCUGCCUGUGCGACCACAAGAAGGCGGCCGGAUAACAUUGAAAUGCGGAAGAAAUAUAAGCAUUUUAAGGGCAUCUCAUGAAGGCCUCGUGGACCGGGAAACCAUGUUUAGGUUAUUAGGCGCCCAGCUUCUCUCCGGAGGGCUGAUUGAUUGUGACUCUGGUCAAAGAUUGACUGUUGAAGAAGCUAGGGUAGAAGGAGUGAUCGAUAGAGAUACGGCCAACAGCAUUCUCACGUACCAGGCUCAAACAGGUGGGAUCAUUCACUCACAGCCUGCAAGACGUCUGACUGUAGAUGAAGCUGUCCAGUGUGACUUAAUCACUUCCAGCAGUGCUCUUUUGAUCAUCGAGGCUCAGCGGGGCUACGUGGGGCUCAUUUGGCCCCACUCUGGUGAAAUCUUUCCCACUUCUUCCUCCUUACAGCAGGACUUAAUCACAAAUGAACUGGCAUACAAAAUCCUGAAUGGCAGGCAGAAGAUCGCUGCCCUUUAUAUUCCGGAAACUUCGCAAGUCAUUGGUCUGGAUGUUGCUGAAGGCCUAGGGAUUAUAGAUAAUAGCACCGCAUCGAUUUUAAAAAGUAUAACACUGCCUGAUAAAAUGCCAGACUUGCAAGAUUUAGGAGCUUCUUGUAAAAAUGCCAAAAGAUGGCUCACCUUUUGUAAAUGCCAACCCUCUAGAGACCAGGAUUACAACCAGGAAGAGGAGGUUUGCGAUGGAGAAGAGCCAGUGGCAACUCAGAACUCAGAACAAACGAAACAGCACUUCCUGUAUUACUUGAUGAUAAAUAGUUACAUGGAUGCAAACACAGGGCAGAGGCUUUUGAUGUAUGAUGGGGACUUGGAUGAGGCUAUUGGGAUGUUACUGGAAGGGUGUGGUGCAGAAUUUAAUAAGGAAGCGCUCACAAAAGAAUAUCUUGAUUUAAAUUCCUCUAGUAUAUUUCUUAACAAUGCUCCCAGUCAAGAAGAUAAAGAAAAGGAUGAAAGUACAGCCUUACCAAAUGGUUUUGAUCAAUGUCACCACAAAAAAUCUGAACACGGAGAGACUAAUGAAAAUAAAAAAUAUGGCGUCGAUGAUGUACUUCAUGAAGUGGAAAAUAAUGCUACAUUUUAUCAGUCCGGAAGCCUGGCAAAUGUACUAACAAUUGAUCAUAAUGUUAACAGUUCAUCUAGUGUGUGUGUCCCGAAUGCCACAUCAUAUUUAACACAGCCUGAAUUUGCAGAAGUUAGCUUGCCGAGACGUAACUCUGGAGACAUACAUAAAAACUGUGAAACUCAGUGUCAAGUUGAAGCAAGUGAGCACAUAGAUGGAUGUAGUCCAUAUAAAAACAGCCCAAACUUUGCAAGUGAUUUGCGAACCAAUGCUAGUGGGAAAUCCAACAGCAGUAGGUCGCGUGAUCACAAUGACACCAGGACAGAAGGUAACAGAAACAAGGAUUCAACUUCCUUUGACUAUUCACCUAGACUAAGUGCCCUCUUAAGUCAUGAUAAAUCGAGAAACAAUCAGGAAACUUUUAAGAACAUUUGCACCCCAAAGAGCAAUGGAACUGAACACUGGACAUUGCCCUGCAAUGACCAAACCGUGUUACUGGGUCAAAAAAUGGGAGCAGGAUGCCAAGAUCAGUAUCUGGGAAUUGCAGGUAUUAACAUCAGUUUACAAGGAGAGCAGCCUGGGCAGGCAUCAGUAAAUGAGGACUGUCAGAGUUCUCAGGUCCAACUUCGGAGUGCUCAGAGCACUGCAGAUACUUCUGGUGAGGGUGACAACAUGGGUGCUGCUUUUCCGUGGAAACAGGAAGACAAACAAAAUGAGUCUGAAAUGGGAGAGCACCCUUGUGCCAUGACUCCAUGGGAGGCUGGGCAGCCCUGGGGUGGGGCCAGUGCAGCCCGUGCUUGUGGCAGACCAUUGCUUGAAGAAGCCGCAGGGGCCGGUGACUAUGAAACGUCCCUGCUGGACGAGCAGGAGCGUGACACAGAAACCGACACUGAGAGCGAUGAUGAUUUUUAUGACACUCCCUUGUUUGAAGAUGAUGACCAUGAUUCUCUGCUUCUUGAGGGUAAUGACCGUGAUUGUCUGCAACCCGAGGACUAUGACACACUGCAAGAGGGGAAUGACGUGAUUGAGCCUCUUGGAGAUGUUUUCUAUGAGUUCACAACCGACGGAAAUUCUGAGUUUACCCAGGUGGGAUUGCUUGCUAACGUAAAUGUGAGGGAAGAACCACGGCCUCUCCAAGCUGUAUUAGAUUCUGGGGAACAGGUACAUUUGAAUUCAAUUGGCUCAGACAAGGUAAAUGGACAGUUGCUGAGAAGUCUAUCAAAAAGCACAAAUAAUCUUGAAGAUGAUAAGUCUGACUCGUGGAUUAGUAAUGAAAGUGUAGAAGAAUCAGAGCGGUUCGGUGCUUCAUUAAAAUUGGAUGACGCUGGCAGUUGGAGAGGAAGAAAAGAAUGUGACACUGGGAAAGAAUAUAAAUCAGAUGCUGGUCAUUUCGAUUCUACAGAAAGUGAAGAAAGUUACAGGCAUUAUGACCAGGAGGAUGAUUGGGACAAUGAUGAUGAAGAUGAUGUAAAAGAAGGAGGAGAUGUAGAUGAAUACAAAAAUCCUCCCGGCCAAGAUGCAGUUGGAAGUAUCUGGUCGUGUGCUACCAGAAAUGAGAAAGAAAACCGUGAUGAGACUCAAAGUAUCAACAAAACGAUCUUCCUGGAUAAAAUGCACAAUGACAGUUCCUUAGAGAGACAGCAAAGUGUAAAUGUUUUACAGGUAGAAUCAACUGGUCAAAGUAGUGUAGUUACUGAAAGAAAUACCCAUCCAGAAGAGACAGCUGUUGUUGGCAAAAACAAGGAUGGUCUAUUACCUCAUGAGAUGGUACUUAAACAUACAUUGUUGCCUACCAUUAAAGACCCUGGAUCAAGAAAAAUCUCUGGCCCUGAGGACACAUUACAAAAUACGAUUGUCCUUUCAGCUUCUGAUUUAGAUAAUGAUCCAAUGAGCACAACGUUUACAUUGAUUCAAGAACCAGCAUCCGUGGAAUAUGUCAGAGGCAAAGGUCAGUAUCUUGAGGAUGUGACACCUGAAGUUGACUCAUCUUUUAAGAAAGCUAUUUAUUCUGAGCCGGAUUUAAUAGAAAGACCAGCUGAGGAAAGCUGUUUGUCACCUGAAGCAUCUUUAAAGGGCAGAGGUCACCAAAGAAAGGGAAGAGAUGGAAAUGGAGCAUCCGUUCAGAACAUGUGCUCAGAUAAAGGAGAAGAGCUUAUGGGAAGUGUAAUAGAAGAGGAUACAUACCUCAAACUUGUAUCUAAUAAAGGUGCAAAGGAAGAUAUUGAUUUAGUUGGUAGUCAGUUUCCAUUUCUGCCGAUCACCGGCAACGAAGAACAUCAUAAGGAAGGGACCCUUCACAAAAUGAGUGUAACUCUUGAAAAUGAACCAAAGACCUUGCAAACAGUGGUCAGUAAAAGUCCUGUUCAAUUUGAGAAUCUUGGAGAAAUAUUUAACACAUCAGCUUCCAAAGUAAUCAGUGGCUCUACUAUUUUGUCCAAAGGGAAUACAAAUAUUAAGAAAGAAUCAUUUUCUGAGCAAGCUGAUAGAGAGCCUGUUCCGUUUACUUCUUUAAAACAUUGUACUCUGAGUGUAAAAGGAAAAGAUGUCCUGAAACCAAACAAAGAUGUAGCAGGCGGGCUGAAUGUCUCUCCACAUCCUGGAUUGAAUUCAGAGAGUCCUACAUGUGGUUUAAUCGAUGUCCCUCCCAUGAAGGAACAUUUAGAACUAGGAAUCAAGAGUGCAAAAGAAACGGCAACUCUUGUCCAAAAUAAUGACCUUUGCUCUGAAGGAACUGCCUCAGUGGGAGAAACAGAAAUGCCUCCGUUCACACCUGAAAUUAAUGCAUCCUCACUUUCAGUCUUACCCCUUAGAAAUGUGGAGGACCCUGGGGAAAAUACUGCUUUGGUGCAAGUAGAACUCUGCAUAAAUGGAGUACAAAAUAGCUCAAGUAACACUUCAGGCACUGAUGAAACGGAAAUCCUAAAAGAAACAACUGAGCAACAACCACCAACAGAACAAGCCUUGUCUCCAGGAGGCCAAGAUAGGGAUGUCCAGAUACCUGAAUUAUCACAGGUAUUGGUUGAGGACCUAAAGGAAAUCUUCAAAAGCAUGGCGAAAGAAGGUCAUGUUAAUCCUCAAGAGGUCAGAGAACCUUCAGCCUGUAUAGAUGCUAAAGUGUUCAUUCAAAACAUAAUUAGAAAGGUUGACACAUCAAAAUUGGGAAACGAGGGACCAACUCUAUCCAGUGGUUCUGAAAACACUGACUCUCCUGGCGCUCCUCUCUUGAGGAAUGUGCCAGAACUCAAAGCAGAAGGUAGGGAAGAUCCUUUCUGUAUCACAAAUCUAAAGGCUGACCUUCUCUUUGAUAUAUUAAGGCAACAUCAGUAUAGCCAAGAAAUCGCAGGAGUAUUUGAAUUGAUGAAAGAAUUAACUCAGUUGGAAUAUGAUCUAGAGAAAAGAGGUAUCACAUCCAAAGUACUCCCAUUGCAACUUGAAAGUAUUUUCUGCAGACUGCUCAGAGAUGGAUAUUCACAGAAAUUAGAAGAGGCCGGAGACGGCGAUAAAAAAUCAUCUGCUGUGGCGUCUGAGUUAGUGGAUGCAAAGCCACGCGUACUUGGAGACCUUAAAAGCAACGAGGAAGGCUACUGUCCUACCUUGGAGGACCUUAAAGAAACGGGCCUCCAACAAUCUCCGCCUCGGGCAUCAGUAUUGCCAAGAGAUGCACAACUCGAGUGUUGCUAUGAUUCCCUGGAUAACUUGGAUUGUGUUUCAGGGUCAACAGAAUCGACCCUUGGAGAUAACUCAGCAGAACAAUUUUCCAGGGAGUCACAGCAGUGUGUACAGCACACUGAAAAAAUGCUUGAGUAUUUGGCUUUGCUUCAAGAUAUGAAACCUCCACUAUUCACCCAGGAACCUCUGGAUAACAAUCUAGAAGCUUUGAAAAACCAAAUCAAACAGUUAGAGACAUUUGAAUUGGGCUUGGCUCCAAUUGCUGUUAUUUUAAGAAGAGACAUGAAGCUGGCAGAAGAGUUCCUGAAGUCUCUCCCGAGCGGCUUUCCCAGAGGGCAGCUUGAGGAACUGAGCGCCAGCCACAGGCGUUUGCAGGCCGCCUUCUUCUCCCUCAAUGACAUGGCUUCAGAGAGAAUGAGACAGCUUGUGCUUGCGAUGGACGCUGAAACGUCUAAACUGGCCAUUUGCCAUGAAGAAUUUCUGCAUAAGCUGACGUCUUUUUCCAAUUGGAUAUCAGAGAAGAGCAACUCUGUGAAGGAUAUUGAGGUCAUGGAUGUUGGAGAUAUUGAACUACAGACAAGUUUGGAGUUUCUCAAGAAUGUGUUAAAAGACCUUGGACGUACCAGAGUGCAGCUGGAGACCACUGCCUUUGACGUGCAGUUCUUCAUUUCCGAAUGUGCACAAGAUCUGUCUCCCAGCCAAAGCAGACAACUGCUCAGACUCUUAAACACAACUCAGAAGUGUUUUCUUGAUGCACAGGAGUCAGUUACUGCCCAGGUGCAACGUUUAGAGGCUCAGUUACAGCUCGAGCAAGAGCUUGAUGAUCAGAAGAUUGUGGCGGAAUGUCAGCAAGAGUACAAAGCCAAACUUCAAGGACUCAGUGAUCUCCUCACCCAAACGGAAAACCGCCUGAUUGGCCACCAAGAAGCUUUCGUGAUUGGAGAUGGCACGGUGGAAUUAAAGAAGUACCAGUCCAAGCAAGAGGAAUUACAGAAAGCUAUUCAAGGAAGUGCACAGGCCCUGGGAGAAAUAGUGAGAAACACAGAGAACUUCUUGAAGGAGAAUGGGGAUAAGCUGUCACCCAAGGAAAAGGCUUUAAUUGAACAGAAACUUAAUGAAGCAAAAAUGAAGCGUGAGCAGCUUGAUGCAAAGGCAGAAGAGUCGAAAAAGGAGCUGGAUAAAGUUGUGAAGACUGCAAUCAAGGAAGAAACAGAGAAGGUUGCCGCGGUGAAGCAGCUGGAAGAGAGCAAAAGCAAAAUAGAAGACCUUUUGGACUGGCUGUCACAUGUUGACAAAGACCCAGGGAGGGCAGGGCCUGAACGGAAACAGGUCAUUGAACAGAAUGGGACCCACUUUGAAGAAGGUGAAGGCAAGUCAGUGAUUGGAGAGGAGGAUGAAGUCAAUGGGAACCUUGUGGAAACAGAUGCUGAUGGGCACUUGGGAACCACAGAGGAGAACUUGAACCAGCAGUACCAGAAAGUUAAGGCCCAACACGAGGAGAUCAUCUCUCAGCACCAAGCAGUCAUCAUAGCCACUCAAUCUGCACAAGCCUUGCUUGAGAAACAGGGUCACCAUCUCUCUCCCGAGGAGAAGGAAAAACUGCAAAAGAACAUGAGGGAACUGAAAGUGCAUUAUGAAGCCGCGCUGACUGAGUCCGAGAAGACCGUGAAGCUAGCACACUGUCUGCAGGAAGAACUGGAGAAGUUCGAUGCUGAUUACAGGGAGUUUGAGCUCUGGCUGCGGCAGUCGGAACAGGAACUCCAGAACUUGGAGGCGGGGGCAGAUGACUUAAGCGGCCUCAUGACCAAACUGAAGCGGCAGAAGAGCUUCUCUGAAGACGUCAUCUCUCACAAAGGGGACUUGCGGUACAUCACCAUCUCUGGGAACAGAGUGGUAGAGGCUGCCAAAUCUUGCAGCCAGAGAAAGGGUGGCACGGUUGACAAGGAUACCAUCGACACUUCUGCAACCCACAAAGAGGUACAGAGCAAACUGGACCAUGCUACUGAUCGGUUCCGAUCGCUCUACUCCAAGUGCAACAUACUGGGGAAUAACCUUAAGGACCUGGUGGAUAAAUAUCAACACUACGAAGAUGCGUCCUGUGGACUUCUGUCUGUACUCCAGGCCUGUGAGGCCACUGCGAGCAAACACUUAUCUGAACCCAUCGCUGUGGACCCCCAAAAUCUCCAAAGGCAAUUAGAGGAGACCAAGGCUCUGCAAGGUCAGAUAUCAAGUCAGCAAGUUACUGUUGAGAAAUUGAAAAAAACUGCUGAAGUGCUUUUAGAUGCCAGAGGAUCGUUACUGCCUGCUCAGAGUGACACCCAGAAGACCCUGGAUGACAUUGUUGGGAGAUACGACGAUCUCUCCAAGUCUAUUACUGAGCGGAAUGAAAAACUGCAGAUAACCCUGACCCGCUCGCUGAGCGUGCAGGACGGCUUGGAUGAAAUGUUCGACUGGAUGGCAGCCGUGGAGAGUUCUCUGAAAGAACAAGGUCAAGUGCCCUUAAACUCUGCUGCUCUUCAGGAUCUCAUCAGUAAGAGUAUUAUGUUGGAACAGGAUAUUGCUGGCCGCCAGAGCAGUGUAAAUGCUAUGAAUGAAAAAGUGAAGAAAUUCAUGGAAACGACAGACCCAUCCACUGCAUCCUCACUACAGGCCAAAAUGAAGGACUUGUCCGCUAGGUUUUCAGAAGCGAGUCAGAAACACAAAGAAAAACUUGCCACAAUGGAAGAGCUAAAAGCCAAGGUUGAACUGUUUGAGAACCUCUCAGAAAAGCUCCAAGCGUUUUUAGAAAUGAAAUCUCUGGCUCUUACUGAGACAGACGUGCCAGGAAAAGAUGUUACUGAAUUGUUUCAGCAUAUGCAGGAAUCAACUUCUGAAUUUUUACAACACAAGAAAGAUCUUGAAGUUUUGCAAAAUCUCCUGAAAGAGAUUUCCAGUCAUGGCUUACCAGGGGAUAAAGCUCUGGUUUUUGAAAAAACAAAUAAUCUGUCAAAGCAAUUCAAGGAAAUGGAAGAUACCAUCAAAGAUAAAAAAGAAGCCGUGUCUUCUUGUCAAGAACAGAUGGAAGCUUUCCAAGUCCUUGUGAAAUCGUUAAAGUCAUGGAUUAAAGAAACAACAGAGAGUGUUCCCAUUGCGCAGCCUUCUUUCGGCGCAGAAGAUUUAAGAAAAUCACUGGAAGAAACUAAGAAAUUACAAGAAAAGUGGAACUUAAAGACACCAGAGAUUCAGAAAGUAAGCAACAGUGGGAUCGCACUAUGUAACCUAAUAAGUGCCGUGACUGCUCCUGCGAAAGCGAUGACAGCAGUUAAAUCAGGUAGUGCAAUAUUAAAUGGUGAAGGAACAGCUGCAGAUACGCAGGAAUUUCUGGCAAAUAAAGGAGUAACAUCUAUCAAAAAGGAUAUGAGUGACAUUAGUCAAGGCUAUGAAGAUCUGGGCCUCUUACUCAAGGACAAACUAGCGGAAUUGAACACGAAGCUUUCCAAGCUACAGAAGGCUCAGGACGAGUCGGCUGCAAUGAUGCAAUGGCUACAGAAAAUGAACAAAACUGCGAAAACAUGGCAUCAGACACCUGCACCCUCAGAUCGUGAGGUUGUGAAGUUGCAAGUCGAACAAAAUAAGUCAUUUGAGGCGGAACUGAAGCAAAAUGUAAAUAAAGUGCAAGAGUUGAAAGACAAAUUGACAGAGCUGUUGGAGGAAAACCCAGAGACUCCUGAGGCCCCCAAAUGGAAACAGAUGUUGGCAGAAAUAGAUUCUAAAUGGCAAGAACUCAAUCAAUUAACAGUUGAUAGGCAACAAAAGCUGGAAGAAUCCUCCAAUAAUUUAACCCAAUUCCAGACUGUAGAGGCCCAGUUAAAGCAGUGGCUGUUGGAAAAAGAACUGAUGGUUAGUGUUCUCGGGCCCUUGUCAAUUGACCCAAAUAUGCUAAGCACACAACGGCAACAAGUAGAGAUUCUACUGCAAGAAUUUGAUACCCGGAAGCCUCAAUAUGAACAGCUCACAGCAACUGGCCAGGGCAUUCUGAGCCGACCUGGUGAACAUGCCUCUUUGCAUGGGAUUGUGAAAGAGCAACUAGCCACUGUGACCCAAAAAUGGGAGAGCCUAACCAGACAAUUGAGUGACAGAUGUGACUGGAUCGACCAAGCCAUUGUUAAAAGCACACAGUACCAGAGCCUGCUGAGAAGCCUUUCCAAUAAACUGAGCGACUUAGACAGUAAACUCAGCACUUGCCUGGCUGUGAGCACACAUCCCGAUGCCAUGAACCAACAGCUGGAAGCAGCCCAAAAAAUGAAGCAGGAAGUAGAGCAGGAGGGGAAGCAGCUAAAGGUGGCCCAGGCCCUCUGUGAGGAUUUGUCAGCCCUGGUUAAAGAAGAAUACUUGAAAGCAGAACUUAGUAGGCAACUAGAAGGUGUCUUAAAACCAUUUAAGGAUAUUGAACAAAAAGCAGAGAAUCAUGUCCAACACCUUCAGGCAGCCUGUGCCAGCUCUCAUCAGUUUCAGCAAAUGUCUAAAGAUUUCCAGGCGUGGCUGCAUACAAAGAAAGAAGAGCACACGAAGUCUCACCCGAUAUCAGCCAAACUUGACACCCUGGAGUCAUUGCUUCAGGAUCAGAAAGACUUUAGUAAAGCUUUGACACUGCAGUCUGAUGCCUACCAAAAAACCAUCACCGAAGGUGGAAAUCUGCUCUUAAAAACUCAAGGGUCUGAGAAGGCAGCCUUACAGUUACAGCUUAACACUAUCAAAGCUGAUUGGGAUGGCUUUAACAAACAGGUGAAAGAAAGAGAGCACAAACUGAAAGAUUGUUUGGAAAAAGCCCGCAAGUAUAAAGAGUAUGUGGAGGCGCUCAGUCCAUGGGUAGAAACCUGCCAAAGGAACCUGGAGGAAAUCAAGUGCUGCUGGGAUCCCGCUGAAACAGAGAAGUCUAUUGCCAAACUGAAGUCUCUACAGAAAGAAAUGGACCAACACUUUGGGAUGGUGGAAUUAUUAAACAACGCAGCCAACAGCUUGCUCAGUGCCUGUGAGGUAGAUAAGGAGGCCAUUGCAGAUGACAAUAAAUCACUGAUGCAGAAGGUAGACAUGGUGACUGAGCAACUUCACAGCAAGAAGCUAUCUCUGGAGAACAUGGCCCAGAAGUUCAAAGAAUUUCAAGACCUCUCCAGAGAAGCCAAAAGGCAACUUCAGUGUGCAAAGGAACAGCUGGAUGUCCAUGAUUCCCUGGGACCUCAGGCUUGCAGCAACAAAUACUUAACUCUGCUACAGACUCAGCAAAAAUCACUGCAGACCGUGAAGCAGCAGGUAGAUUUGGCCAAAAGGCUUGCACAGGACCUUGUGGCCGGAGUCCCAGACUCAAAAGGCACCUCGGAUAUCUUAUUACAAGCAGAAUCUUUAGAUCAAGAACACAGCGCCCUAAGCCAGCAAGUGCAUGAAAAGUGUUCCUUCUUAGAAACCAAGCUGCAGGGCAUUGGGCAUUUCCAGAAUACCAUCCGAGAAAUGUUUUCCCAGUUUGCAGAGUGUGAUGAUGAACUAGAUAGUAUGGCUCCCGUGGGGAGAGAUGCAGAAACAUUGCAAGAGCAAAAAGAGACCAUCAAGGCCUUUUUGAAGAAACUGGAAGCCCUCAUAGCAAGCAAUGCCAACGCCAAUAAAACCUGCAAGAUGAUGCUGACCACAGAGGAAGCCUCUCCCGACCUUGUUGGAAUCAAAAGGGACUUGGAGGCUCUGAGCAAACAAUGCAACAAGUUACUAGACCGAGCUCAAGCCAGAGAGGAGCAAGUCGAAGGGACCAUCAAGCGUCUUGAAGAAUUCUACAGCAAAUUGAAAGAAUUUUCUACUCUGCUUCAGAAAGCCGAAGAGCGCGAAGAAUCACAAGGGUCCGUUGGCAUGGAAACUGAGACAAUUAACCAACAGCUCAAUGUCUUCAAGGUAUUCCAGAAAGAAGAGAUUGAACCCUUGCAGGCUAAGCAGCAAGAUGUAAACUGGUUAGGCCAGGGCCUUAUUCAGAGUGCUGCAAAAAGCACCAGCACUCAGGGUUUGGAGCAUGACCUCGAUGAGGCCAACACCCGGUGGAAGACUCUUAACAAGAAGGUGGCCCAGCGAGCGGCCCAGCUGCAGGAGGCCCUGCUGCACUGUGGGAGGUUCCAGGAUGCCCUGGAGUCCCUGCUCAGCUGGAUGGCAGACACCGAGGAGCUGGUGGCCAAUCAGAAACCCCCAUCAGCCGAGUUCAAAGUGGUGAAGGCCCAGAUACAAGAGCAAAAGCUUCUCCAAAGACUCUUGGAUGACCGCAAAUCUACCGUGGAGGUCAUCAAACGCGAAGGAGAGAAAAUCGCCACAACAGCAGAACCCACCGACCAAGUGAAGAUUUUGAAACAGCUGAGCCUCUUGGAUAGUAGAUGGGAAGCCCUGCUUAACAAAGCAGAAACCAGGACUCGUCAGCUGGAAGGCAUCUCAGUGGUUGCCCAGCAAUUUCAUGAAACCUUAGAACCGCUGAAUGAAUGGCUCACCACCAUAGAGAAGAGACUUGCGAACUGUGAACCCAUAGGAACCCAGUCUUUUAAACUUGAGGAACAAAUUGCACAGCACAAAGCUUUAGAAGACGACAUCAACCAUCGCAGUAAACACUUGCACCAGGCAGUUAGCAUUGGCCAGUCUUUAAAGGUCUUGAGCUCCAGGGAGGAUAAAGAUAUGGUACAGAGUAAAUUAGACUCUUCUCAAGUGUGGUACAUUGAGAUUCAAGAGAAAAGUCACAGCAGGUCUGAGCUCCUCCAGCAGGCCUUAUGUAAUGCUAAGAUUUUUGGGGAAGAUGAAGUUGAGCUGAUGAACUGGCUGAAUGAAGUGCACGACAAACUAAGCAAGCUGUCAGUCCAGGAUUACAGCACUGAGGGGCUGUGGAAGCAGCAGUCUGAACUGCGGGUUCUGCAAGAGGACAUUGUACUCAGGAAACAAAAUGUAGAUCAGGCAUUGCUGAAUGGUUUAGAACUACUUAAACAAACCACAGGUGAUGAAGUGUUAAUAAUUCAAGAUAAGUUGGAAGCCAUUAAAGCAAGGUACAAAGACAUUGUCAAACUGAGCGCUGAUGUGGCCACGACUCUGGAGCAGGCGCUACAGCUGGCCAGGCGACUGCACUCCACGCACACAGAGCUCUCUGCAUGGCUGGACAACGUGGAGGUGGAAUUACUUUCGUUUGAGACUCAGGUUCCGAAGGGCGAAGUCAUGAGCCAAGCACAAGCGCAAGCCAGGCAAAAAGAGCUGAAGAAGGAAGUUAAGAACAACAAGGCCUUCUUGGACUCCCUUAAUGAAGUAAGCAGUGCUUUACUAGAACUGGUGCCAUGGAGGGCCAGAGAAGGACUGGGCAAAAUGGUGGCCGAGGACAAUGACCGCUACCGCCUAGUCAGUGACACCAUCACGCAGAAGGUGGGGGAGAUCGAUGCUGCCCUUCUGAGAUCACAGCAGUUUGACCAAGCCGCGGAUGCUGAGUUGUCCUGGAUUUCUGAAACAAAAAAGAAGUUGAUGUCUUUGGGUGACAUCAGGCUGGAGCAAGACCAGACCUCUGCUCAGCUGCAGGUUCAAAAGGCAUUCACCAUGGAAAUUUUGAAACACAAGGAUAUUAUUGAUGAACUUGUUAAAUCUGGGGAUAGAAUCACGGCCACAUGCAGCGAAGAGGAGAAGCAAUCAAAGAAGAAAAAACUAGACAAGGUAUUGAGGAACUAUGAUGCCAUCUGUCAGAUAAACUCAGAGAGGUACCUACAGCUAGAACGGGCACAGUCUCUGGUUAACCAGUUCUGGGAAACAUAUGAAGAACUUUGGCCAUGGCUGACAGAAACACAAAGAAUUAUCUCUCAACUUCCCGCGCCAGCUCUUGAGUAUGAAACUCUAAGACAACAGCAGGAAGAACAUCGGCAACUGCGAGAGUUGAUAGCUGAGCACAAGCCUCAUAUAGAUAAGAUGAACAAAACUGGGCCGCAGUUACUGGAAUUGAGCCUAGAGGAAGGCUUUUCUAUCCAAGAGAAGUAUGUGGCAGCGGACACGCUUUACAGUCAAAUCAAAGAAGAUGUCAAAAAGAGAGCUGUGGCCUUGGACGAAGCGAUUUCUCAGUCUGCUCAGUUCCACGACAAGAUAGACCAGAUCCUUGAAAGCCUGGAGCGCAUUGUGGAGCGUUUGAAGCAACCACCGUCUAUCUCUGCUGAGGUGGAGAAGAUUAAAGAGCAGAUCAGUGAGAAUAAGAACGUGUCCGUCGACAUGGAGAAGCUACAGCCACUGUACGAAACCCUUAAAAAGAGAGGAGAAGAAAUGAUUGCUCGGUCUGGGGGCACUGAGAAAGACAUAUCUGCCAAAGCUGUUCAAGAUAAGCUUGACCAGAUGGUUUCCAUAUGGGAGAACAUACACACUCUGGUGGAAGAAAGGGAGGCUAAACUACUGGAUGUAAUGGAACUAGCAGAGAAGUUUUGGUGUGAUCACAUGUCAUUGGUGGUUACCACUAAAGAUACUCAAGAUUUCAUCCGUGACCUAGAGAAUCCUGGGAUUGAUCCCUCUGUAGUAAAGCAGCAGCAGGAAGCAGCAGAGUCCCUAAGAGAGGAGAUAGAAGGACUGCAGGAAGAGCUGGAGAUGGUUAUUAACCUGGGCUCGGAGCUCAUCUCCGCGUGCGGGGAGCCUGACAAACCCAUAGUCAAGAAGAGCAUGGAUGAGUUACAUUCAGCCUGGGAUUCUCUAAAUAAAGCUUGGAGAGACCGGGUUGAUAAACUUGAUGAAGCCAUGCAGGCUGCCGUUCAUUAUCAGGAUGGACUACAGACACUGUUUGACUGGGUAGAUAUUGCAGGGAGUAAGUUGGCUUCGAUGUCCCCAAUCGGAACAGAUCUUGAAACGGUCAAGCAGCAGAUUGCAGAGCUAAAGCAAUUUAAGUCAGAGGCCUAUCAACAGCAGAUAGAAAUGGAACGACUGAACCAUCAAGCCGAGCUUUUGCUGAAGAAAGUGACAGAAGAGAUUGACAAACAUACUGUUCAGGACCCAUUAAUGGAGCUGAAAUUGAUAUGGGAUAGCUUGGACGAGAGGAUUAUCAACAGACAGCAUAAACUGGAAGGGGCUCUCUUAGCACUGGGACAGUUCCAGCAUGCUCUGGAUGAGCUAUUGGCCUGGCUGACACACACUGAGGGCUUGCUGGGUGAACAGAAACCUGUUGGAGGAGACCCGAAGGCCAUCGAAAUUGAACUUGCCAAACAUCAUGUGCUCCAAAAUGAUGUAUUAGCUCAUCAAUCCACAGUGGAGGCCGUUAAUAAAGCAGGAAACGAUCUAAUUGAAUCGAGUGCAGGAGAAGAAGCAAGCAACCUUCAGAACAAGCUGGAGGUUUUAAAUCAGCGCUGGCAAAAUGUUUUGGAGCAAGCAGAACAAAGGAAGCAGCAUUUGGACAGUGCCUUGCGCCAGGCCAAAGGGUUCCAUGGUGAGAUUGAGGAACUGCAACAGUGGCUGACUGAUACAGAGCGUCAUCUGUUGGCAUCCAAGCCUCUAGGAGGGUUACCAGAAACAGCCAAGGAGCAGCUAAAUGCUCAUAUGGAACUGUGUGCUGCCUUUGCUAUUAAAGAAGAAACGUAUCGGAGUCUGAUGCAAAAAGGCCAGCAGAUGCUUGCAAGGUGCCCCAAGUCUGCAGAGACAAACAUUGACCAAGACAUACAUCACUUGAAAGAAAAAUGGGAAUUGGUGGAAGCCAAACUCAGUGAACGGAAAACUAAACUGGAAGAGGCCCUCAAUUUGGCAAUGGAGUUUCACAAUUCGCUCCAAGACUUCAUCAACUGGCUUACUCAGGCUGAACAGACACUGAAUGUAGCUUCUCGGCCAAGUCUUAUCUUAGACACGGUCUUGUUUCAGAUCGACGAGCACAAGGUCUUUGCCAACGAAGUCAAUUCCCACCGUGAGCAGAUAAUAGAGCUGGACAAAACUGGAACCCACCUGAAAUAUUUCAGUCAGAAGCAAGAUGUUGUCCUAAUAAAAAACCUGCUUAUCAGUGUACAGAGUCGAUGGGAAAAGGUGGUUCAGCGGUUAGUGGAAAGAGGAAGGUCUUUGGACGAUGCACGGAAGAGGGCUAAGCAGUUCCACGAAGCAUGGAGUAAACUUAUGGAGUGGCUAGAAGAGUCAGAAAAGUCUCUGGAUUCUGAACUGGAAAUUGCCAACGAUCCUGACAAAAUAAAAACCCAACUGACACAGCAUAAGGAGUUUCAGAAAUCACUUGGAGCCAAGCAUUCUGUCUAUGACACCACUCACCGGACUGGACGCUCCUUGAAGGAGAAAACCUCCCUGGCUGAUGACAACCUGAAACUAGAUGACAUGUUGAGUGAACUCAGAGAUAAAUGGGAUACGAUAUGUGGGAAAUCUGUGGAAAGACAAAACAAACUGGAAGAAGCCCUGUUAUUUUCUGGACAAUUCACCGAUGCCCUGCAGGCCCUCAUUGACUGGCUGUACAGAGUUGAACCCCAGCUGGCCGAAGAUCAGCCUGUCCAUGGAGACAUUGAUUUAGUGAUGAAUCUGAUCGAUAACCACAAGGUCUUCCAGAAGGAGUUGGGGAAGAGGACCAGCAGCGUGCAGGCCCUGAAGCGCUCUGCCCGAGAGCUCGUCGAGGGGAGUCGCGAUGACGCCUCGUGGGUCAAGGUCCAGAUGCAGGAGCUGAGCACCCGAUGGGAGACUGUGUGUGCACUGUCGGUAUCAAAGCAAACCCGCCUGGAAGCGGCUCUGAGCCAGGCAGAGGAAUUUCACUCGGUGGUGCAUGCCCUCCUGGAGUGGCUGGCUGAGGCGGAACAAACCCUCCGUUUCCAUGGUGUUCUCCCAGAUGAUGAAGAUGCUCUUCGGACGCUCAUCGAUCAGCAUAGAGAAUUCAUGAAGAAACUGGAAGCAAAAAGAGCCGAACUAAAUAAAGCCACCAGUAUGGGAGAUGCUGUUUUGGCCAUCUGCCACCCGGACUCCAUCACCACCAUUAAGCACUGGAUAACCAUCAUCCGGGCCAGGUUUGAGGAGGUGCUGGCCUGGGCGAAGCAGCAUCAGCAGAGAUUGGCAAGUGCACUGGCAGGACUGAUAGCUCAGCAGGAGCUGUUGGAAGCUCUGCUGGCUUGGCUGCAGUGGGCUGAAACCACACUAAGUGAGAAGGAUAAAGAAGUCAUCCCCCAGGAGAUUGAGGAGGUGAAAGCCCUCAUUGCAGAGCACCAGACCUUCAUGGAGGAAAUGACCCGGAAGCAGCCUGAUGUCGACAAAGUGACCAAGACCUAUAAGAGGAGGACAGCAGACCCUCCCUCUGUACAGUCCCAUAUUCCUGUCCUGGACAAGGGCCGCGCAGGAAGAAAACGCUUCCCAGCAUCCAACUUGUAUCCCUCUGGAGCCCAGACACAAAUAGAAACCAAGAACCCCAGGGCAAACCUCCUGGUGAGCAAGUGGCAGCAGGUGUGGCUGCUCGCGCUGGAAAGGAGACGGAAGCUCAACGAUGCUUUGGACAGACUGGAAGAGCUGAGGGAAUUUGCUAACUUUGACUUUGAUAUCUGGCGCAAAAAAUACAUGCGGUGGAUGAAUCACAAGAAGUCGCGAGUGAUGGACUUCUUCAGGAGGAUUGAUAAAGAUCAGGAUGGGAAAAUAACCCGGCAAGAGUUUAUUGACGGAAUUCUUUCCUCAAAGUUCCCCACCAGCCGCCUGGAGAUGAGUGCAGUUGCCGACAUCUUUGACAGAGAUGGCGACGGCUACAUCGACUACUAUGAAUUUGUAGCAGCCCUUCACCCGAACAAGGAUGCCUAUAAACCCGUCACUGACGCUGACAAAAUUGAAGACGAGGUGACACGGCAGGUGGCUAAGUGUAAAUGUGCAAAACGAUUUCAAGUGGAACAGAUUGGAGAUAACAAAUACAGGUUCUUCCUGGGAAAUCAGUUUGGGGACUCCCAGCAACUGCGGCUCGUGCGGAUCCUGCGGAGCACAGUGAUGGUUCGUGUUGGAGGUGGAUGGAUGGCACUGGAUGAGUUUUUAGUGAAAAAUGAUCCUUGCAGGGUUCAUCAUCAUGGGAGUAAAAUGUUACGUUCGGAAUCAAACUCUUCAAUUACUACUACUCAGCCUCCUAUAGCUAAAGGCAGGACCAACAUGGAACUGCGUGAGAAGUUCAUCCUAGCAGAUGGGGCCAGCCAGGGCAUGGCCGCUUUCCGACCCAGGGGCCGCAGGUCCCGGCCUUCAUCGAGAGGAGCUUCGCCCAACCGAUCCACUUCUAUGUCCAGUCACGCCGCUCAGGCGGCCUCCCCACAGGUCCCUGCCACCAACACGCCCAAGAUUCUCCAUCCUUUAACACGCAAUUAUGGUAAACCAUGGUUGACAAACAGCAAAAUGUCAACUCCCUGUAAGCCGGCAGAGUGCCCCGACUUCCCCGUGUCAUCUCCAGAGGGAACACCCAUACAAGGAAGCAAGCUCCGUCUUCCAGGAUAUUUGUCCGGGAAAGGCUUUCACUCCGGGGAUGACAGUGGCUUGAUCACAACGGCAGCUUCCAGAGUCCGGACACAGUUUGCCGAUUCCAGGAAGACCCCCAGCAGACCGGGGAGCCGAGCUGGCAGCAAAGCGGGCAGUAGGGCCAGCAGCCGCCGAGGCAGUGAUGCAUCAGACUUUGACAUUUCAGAGAUCCAGUCCGUGUGCUCAGACGUGGAGACUGUCCCGCAGACACACAGGCCUACGCCCCGAGCAGGUUCUCGGCCAUCCACAGCCAAGCCUUCCAAAAUCCCCACCCCCCAGAGGAAAUCGCCUGCCAGCAAAUUGGACAAGUCCUCAAAAAGAUAGUGCAAUUGGUUCCACGAAGGCCCUUCUCCUUGAGCAUUUAUUUAAGUUUGAAAGAUGUAAAAUAUGUAGAAAUUAUUGUGAAAUAUUGCAAGAGGUGAGCUUAAAAUACUGCAGAUGGCCUUAUUUGUGUAUUUGUCCUGUUCUUUUAUCUGUGUGAUUUCUGUUUGUUUUGUAAACUGUUCUGGGUCAGAGUCGUGUGAGGAGGAAGAAAGUUUGACAUGAACUAACAUUUCUGCAUGGCAGUGUGUGGGGCACACGCUAAAAUCAGUUAUGUACGUCCAGGUGAGUCUGCUUCCCUCUGUCAGCCUCGUCGCGGCACGAGUAGCUCGCGUGUGAGAGAUACCUCAUGACAUUUUCUUAUUUUUAUGAAAACUCUGAAAAGCCAAAACACAUACAAGCAGGGAUCUAUUUUGAGACUAUUUAAAUGCAAACUGAAAGAUGGGGAGGGCAGAAAGACAGACACAUCCACACAAAGUUUCAGAAACAGUACCUGCCUUGAGAACUCCCAGGAAGUUAGCAUUAAGUUAAGACUUGCCGUAGUCAGUUACCGUGCAGCGUGUCUGUGCCAUUGCUUUCCGUAAGACCAGAGGCAUCCUGGAGAUUAGACCCAUUAUACUGUAAGAAUAUAAUGAUAAAGUGCAUUCAUAUAAAUGUUGAGGUUUUCUUUUGCUUGAGUGGAGGCUAGCACCUGUAUCAUUGAAAUCAUUUUGUAUCAAAGCAGUUUUGCUUGCAGAAAGCUAUGAAAUAAAACAUGUCCUUAACUACAUUGCUAUGGAAUUAAUUUUUUCCCCCUAGGGAAAAAUCAGUGUAUUUUUUUAUGAGCAACAUCACUUUGGAGAGACCAAAAGAUACUUUAAAUGGGUUUAUUUUGAUUUCUCAUCUGAAAUAAUCAUGUUCUGGUAAUAUAUCUAUAUUUAAUAAAUAUAUAUACAUUUUAAUUUAUUAUGUAUACUCACAUAAUAUAGAAAGAUAUUAGUAUGCAUUUAAUAAAACAUAUUCACUUGAUGAA
Molecule: messenger RNA, 24157 nt
Organism: Echinops telfairi (small Madagascar hedgehog)
Lineage: Eukaryota; Metazoa; Chordata; Mammalia; Afrosoricida; Tenrecidae
Gene: DST
Product: dystonin
Exons: 103
Coding region: 16-23148 (7710 amino acids)
Biological process (GO): hemidesmosome assembly; cytoplasmic microtubule organization; intermediate filament cytoskeleton organization
Cellular component (GO): membrane; intermediate filament; focal adhesion
Molecular function (GO): microtubule binding; structural molecule activity; calcium ion binding
Source: RefSeq, a predicted model, not a curated record